AGAUCUGUCUAUGUCUCUAUAUUCUGGUGAUGGGUGUGAGGUGUGUAAGUGCAGAGAAACAUCUUGAUUUUCCCGUCCCUUUUCGUCAACCCCGUGGUCUUCCGGCAGGAGAAGGGCGAUGGUUGAGUCAACUAUGUUGGCGAGCUUGGUCAUUGCCUCGGCAUCGUCACUUUCGGUCGGAAGAGAGGCGAUAACCAGGUGUACGUUUCGCAAAUAUUUCGCUGCGCGAGGGCCGAGAGUUCCAAGGUGCCCGAAAGGUGCCUUUCCCGGUUCAUCAUCCGGCUCGGAUCGCGCAAUGAUGCGUGACACGGAUUUCCACUUGGUGAAGAUGAAGUCUCCGACUUGGUCCAACUGAAUAGAAUUGGCGAUGUGGUCUGGUGGAAGAUGAACGUAUUGUCUCCAAAGAACCGCUC
Neurospora tetraspora is the source of this 413-nucleotide messenger RNA. RefSeq lists its product as uncharacterized. The record is from RefSeq and is a predicted model, not a curated record. Lineage: Eukaryota; Fungi; Ascomycota; Sordariomycetes; Sordariales; Sordariaceae. Bases 119 to 355 code for a protein of 78 amino acids. The transcript has a single exon.